This is a messenger RNA of Schistocerca nitens (vagrant locust), 1745 nucleotides long. RefSeq lists its product as uncharacterized. The record is from RefSeq and is a predicted model, not a curated record. The annotation marks the transcript as partial. Lineage: Eukaryota; Metazoa; Arthropoda; Insecta; Orthoptera; Acrididae. The transcript is spliced from 7 exons.
ACUAACUUUCAGUGCGUGCUCGAACGCACGCGGGGAAGGUGGGAUUUCUGAGAGGAGUAAGAGGCGUACAUUGGAUCGUGCUGUAACGAAACUUCUAUUCCGAGGGAAGGACAUCGUUCCAUAGAGGCAGCGUCAACCUAUAUGGUGUGUCACGACACUAUGCAAGCACCAUCUCACUCUAUCCGAUGACGCAGUCAAUGUCGUGAGUAGAGCAAGUGAGUCAAUGUGUCAGGUAUCUCGUUUUAAAGUUAUAGGAAAACGUCACUAACGAGCGGGAUACAUAUUUACGGUUACUGAGUAAAACCACGAUCGCACGCUUUGUUUCGCUUGCCAGUAACCUGAAGUGGAGCAUGGGAGGAAUACAAGCAGCGAGCAGUAUUUUUUUGUUUGAUGAAGUGAUGCGCGUCAUCCGUUGCACUUAGGUUUGGAAAGCACAGUACUCACUCUUGCUACCGGCGCGGACGCUUGCAACUGCACUUGUCGUAUCACUGUUUCACCCGAGCACCGCCGCGCGCUACGGCUCUGCGCAGAGUGACCUAUUGUGACGUGUGUCCGCUAUGUGAGGAGCAGCUGAUCGGAGGACACCAUCAUCUCGUCUCCCGAUGGCUGUGAGUGCGGGCAGGUCGGCUUCGGCGGCGACGCGCGUGCUGCUGCUGGCGCUGUCCUGGAGCGGCGCCGUCUCUGGAGCCUCCGGUGGCGCUGCGGACUCGCUGGAGGACCCCACGUGGUCCCCUCUGGCCGUCGCGCACUGCCGGGCCACGUGUCUGCGACAGUUCUUGCCGACCAAUGGAAAGGAUUCUUCCUGUAAGCUGCACCGAGAUUGCUUCAUGUGUUGGGAGAACUGCGAGUUGUUGCAGUCUGAUUGGUCGGUGUGGGGCUCCAUGUGCUCCGAGCAGAGUGUCUGUUUCCCGGGCUGCCGGCAGGCGUGCCGCUUCUUCCGCGGCGGCCAGGGUGGGGACGGCGGCUCGGGCCCGGCGCCGCCCCCGCAGCAGCAGACGCCGGUGGCGCAGACGCGCGCCCUGCCGCUGCUCGCCGUCGCCGGCCGCGACCUCUUCUGGCCCUGCCGGCUGCCCCGCGACGCCACCGGCCCCAAGGCCGCGCCGGGCGACGCCAGGCUCGUCUACGUCGUCGUCUGGAGGCCCGACGACGCCUCCCACUGGCGGCAGGUCACGCAGACGGAGCAGUGCGGGGCGCGCGUGCCGUCCGCCUCCGGGUCGGCGCGCGUGCUGGCUGUAGACGCCGGCGGCCUCCGCACCGUGUACAACCCCGCCUGGGCCGCCCCCGCCGCCUCCCUGGGGCCCGUAGCCGCCCGAGACCUGGCCGGCGCCUCGAUGCGGCACCCCACCCCUGCGGGACCCAGCACCGUCACCGGGGACGGCAGCGUGUGGUCGGUCGAGGUGCUGUCUGUGAUCCACCAGGGAGUGCUGGUGAUCGCAGAGCUGUCGUGGCGAGCGCCGGACAAGGACCUGCUGGCCACGCGACGCGACGGGGGUUCCCCGCUGUACCUGGUCACGUGGGAGGUGGACGGCGGGGGAAUCACCGGGAACCUCUACACCGACUCCUCCUGCGUCACGCUCUCUCUCUGGCCUGACACUGUAUUUCACAUUCGGGUGGAGCUGAUGUGGCACUCGCGGUCGCUGUCGCACAGCGAGCCCCUGCGGCUGGACACGAGCGGCGUGAGCGCGCCCGCCGUGCGUCGCGAGCUGUCCGCCCCCGAAGCCGCCCCCGCGUCGGGCAGGCCCGCG